Tripterygium wilfordii is the source of this 1232-nucleotide messenger RNA. RefSeq names its product transcription factor HEC3-like. Gene Ontology annotation, molecular function: DNA-binding transcription factor activity; protein dimerization activity. NCBI's taxonomy places the organism in Eukaryota, Viridiplantae, Streptophyta, Magnoliopsida, Celastrales, Celastraceae. Gene Ontology annotation, biological process: regulation of DNA-templated transcription. The transcript has a single exon. The record is from RefSeq and is a predicted model, not a curated record. Bases 275 to 985 code for a protein of 236 amino acids.
UAUAGAUAAUAUAAAUAUAUAUAUACUUCAAUCAAUUUUGUCUCAUCAAGUUAAUAAUUUCUUAGAGCAGCAGAGAAACCCAAUUAGGGUUUUCUUUCUCCCCCAAUCAAUCCCUCAAUGUUCAUGUCUUUUAAGGAAAUAUGGUAUCUUACAAUGUGUUAUAUACUAAUUUAUAUAAGUUAGAACCACUUCAUGAACCUCCAUUAAAACUAGUUACAAUCAUAUUCCUCUCUCUCUCUCUCUCUCUUUCACAGAAAACACUCACAAACCCGUCAUGGAUAUCAACCAAACCAACACUAAUUGGCAAGAUCAUCUUCGAAUCUCCAUGGAAGAUCAAAUCCUCCAUCAUCCCUUCAUUGGUACUGCUCCUACCACUACUUCUUCUUCACUACUUUAUCCUACCUUCCUUCAAACACCACAUCAAAUAAUACCAAUCUCAAACUUCAAUAUUGAACCAAAUAAUAAUCUAAACCCUAAUAUCGUUGAACAAGACCAAGAGGCUGAGGAUCCGGACGAGGAAGAGCCAGAAGAAGAGCUAGGAGCCAUGAAAGAGAUGAUGUACAAGAUCGCCGCGAUGCAGCCGGUGGACAUCGAUCCAGCCACCAUCCGGAAACCCAAAAGGCGUAAUGUCCGGAUCAGCGAUGACCCACAAAGCGUGGCGGCGCGUCACCGAAGAGAAAGGAUAAGUGAGAAGAUAAGAAUUCUGCAAAGACUAGUUCCUGGUGGUACCAAAAUGGACACAGCUUCCAUGCUGGAAGAAGCUAUUAGGUAUGUCAAGUUCUUGAAGAGACAAAUUCGGUUCCUACAACAAUCCAAUAAUAAUAACAGCAAUCAAGCAAACCCACAAACACAAAUGCAAAUCCAUGGAGGAGAUCAUCAUUGGCCAAAUAUAACUUUUGGUUCCACCACUGCAACAAUAUUAUCCCACAUCGAAAGCACAAGAGUUGAAGAUGGAGUACUAUUCACUUCACAACAAGUAGAUUAAUCUCUUCAUUAUGAGGUAAUUAGUGGUUUAAUGUCGAGUUAUUGUUGAUGAUCGAUGAUGAUGAUGUGUGUAUGUACAUAUAAGGUAAUAUUGAAUUGUAGAGGGAGAUGAUCAUGUGAUAAAGCUGUUAGGAUUUUGUUGACUAAAGUGUGAGUAUGUGUGUGGAAGAAGAGAAUAAUCAUAACGGUUGUGCUUUAGUUACGUAUGACCAUAUAUUUAUAGUUUUAUAAAAUAAGGUUUCUUUUUA